GGAAUGCAGAACGAAAAAAGAAACCUCCACUUGGUUGCUAAGAAUAAUGAUACCUUGUGUCCAACAAAUCGAACCCACGUAGCAACUGCGAGAAUAUCUUGGAUCCGAGCGGAAGGCAGCACGUCGUCGACCUUCCCAUUUGAAUCAUGAGACCGUCCCUGUAACAUAAUGCAGGGUAUCAUGCUGUAUCCACGGAGUACUCCGUGUACUAUGGAUGGGUCCGUUAAUAUGGAGUACUUUGCGAGAAUCAUAUGGAGAUAACGAAUGCUGACGGGGCUUUCGACUAUGGCCCAGGACAAAUAUGCAUUCUAUUUCUUUCUUUGUAGCUUCCUUGCUCGUGACUGGUGUCGGUUUGGUGCAUACGGCAGCAGGCUGCAGCUUCUCAGCCAGCCAUUCAUUAUUACCCAUAGCAUUAGGGCGGGUAGACGAUGGAGUAAGAUCAAGCGCUUCGCUCAUAUUGAGCCAAGCAGAACAGCAGCAGCAGCAGGGUUUCCAUGUACGAUGAUGGUGACGCUGUCAAGUACGACGAGUAAGAUCGAUGUACGGAGUAAUGCAGGAAUUCCCCCCGGUACAGACCGGGCUAGAAUGACAGACCAUGCAAAAGAAGCGAGGCCACCUGGAAGAAUUUCAUUGAGCGAGGAAAACGACGUGAUGAUAGAAGAUGGAAACCUUGGACGCUUUGAUCAUGUCUGUCAUCAUCGUCAUGAUUCCUCCAGCCACAGACGGCCACCGCAACUGAAAGAAAAGAGGUUUUCCAGACUGUCCACCUGGAACGGGGACGUAGGUGAGCGAUCGUGUAUUUCGGAAAAUAAUUGGAUGAUGGACGGUGGAUGGAUGCCCAACCGUACCAUGUCCCAAACAGGUAAAAGUUAGUCAGCUUAAGCGGCCAAAACACAGACACACGCAUUCAUGCCCAACCGAAUACAAAAUCUUCAUUGGCCCCGAGUUUUGACGCGAGUAAAGCGGUUCUUUGGUUUCUUUUUCAUGCAGGUAGCCUUACACAGUGCCAUUUGGCCCCGUUAGUGGCAAAAGUUCGUCUGCUGAGAGAGUGUGUGGAAAUCGGGAAAUCGGCGUCUCAUCCUGUCUCAUCCUCCUACCCAGUGAUGCGUGAUGUGAUCUCACACCCUCCAUGAAUGAUUGUCAGAUUUCGA
This is a messenger RNA of Aspergillus glaucus CBS 516.65, 1151 nucleotides long. RefSeq lists its product as uncharacterized. Lineage: Eukaryota; Fungi; Ascomycota; Eurotiomycetes; Eurotiales; Aspergillaceae. The transcript has a single exon. Bases 265 to 873 code for a protein of 202 amino acids. The record is from RefSeq and is a predicted model, not a curated record.